CAAAGACCAUAUUAGCUUUAUUAAGGCUAAUGAAGGAAAACAAUGUCAGCUUUGCAGACAGGAUGUGAUUGGGUCAGAAGAGCACCUACAAAAAAGGCAUUUUAAAUAUGCCGUGCACCUUAGAGAUGGCGAUAUUGUUCUUUUCACAGUACCAUGCUUUUGUGAAAAAAAUGAUCAAAAAAGAAGUCACUGGCAUUGUUUUAAAUGUGACAAGAUUAUACAAAAGGAGAAAUUCAUUUGAAGAACAUCUGCAGAAACAUGGUUGCAUGGUGACACCUUUCAAAGAUCUGCCAAAGACAAGCAAGCCACAGAAAACCAAUGAAAAUGCAGAAAGUGCUCCUGUUGGUGAACAGAGAUUUCUGUGUUCCUUCUGUUCAUCCUCUUUUACUACAGCAGGGAGUCUUCGUAGACAUGAAAAAGAGUUUCAUGUUACAUCAGAUCCGGUUUACUGUGUUGACGUACAGCAAGGUGUCUUUGUUACAGCCAAAAACAGUAGAGGCCAAAGAGUGCCAAUACAUGUACAAAAAAACACCACCUCUCAAAUAAUUGCCUGCGAAGUACCAGAAUGCAGGGAGUUCAUGACUCUGGCCAAACUUAGUGGAAAGCCUGGUGCAGAGUGUGAGCAUCUGAUCAAAGUUUCUUCUGCUCCACCGUACAUUCCUCCUGAGCCUCUGAAAGAAGAAUCUUUAAAGACUAUGCAGGAAAAAGGAUUGAUUUCCACCAACAGAAUGUCAGAGUGCCUCAAACACAGUAAGGCAGCAUCAGAAGAGGGAAUCUGCUCUGUGUAUCCUAUUUUUCAUGAGAAACAUGAAGAUUCAGGAAGAUUUGUUUAUUUUUCAAUUUAUUAAGGAAGGAAGGAAAGAUGGUGCCUCUUUGGGCGGACAAGAGUGUCAUUUGACAGAUUGUUGGGGCACUGGUAUUGCCUUUGUAAAGGAACGAAGAAGCAGUACAGAUGUCUUCACAUCUAUAUGGCAAUGUGGUGGCUUUACCAAGAAAGAGAGGACUUAGUAAUUGAGUGUUCAAGAGCAGACAGUGACUUGUCAGGGGACCCAUCUGAAAAUGAAGAAAUUGAAGAUGGUGUUGUAGGAGAAAGACUGACAAAGCACCAACUGGUUGCAAUGACUAAUUAUUUGUGGCAAAGCAAAAGAAUACCAGAAGAUUUGCCACACGAAUUAAGGACUCGGGCAAGUGAAAUACCAAAAAGGUUUGAACCCACAGAGCAAACAUGCCCUUAUUGCCCUGGGCCAACCCCACCAGGUCUCACAGAACCAGUUGUUGUCACAAAGAGAGCAUCGGUUUAUGACAUAGACUCAGUGAAGAAAGGUGUUACAGUGUGUGUAAAGUACUGAUCUGCAAGACACCUGUCAGGUUUCAGGAAUACACUGCAGGAUUUCACAAUUUUAACAACAUCAUUGUUUUGACAACUCGUCUAUGUGCAAUGAUGACAUCUGCCCUCAAGACAAACACAGCCAUUGGGCGAUUUCUAUCCAUGCUGGAGGACCUCCUUACAGUAACAAUUCACCACAACACCC
This is a messenger RNA of Onychostoma macrolepis, 1532 nucleotides long. RefSeq lists its product as uncharacterized. Bases 108 to 848 code for a protein of 246 amino acids. NCBI's taxonomy places the organism in Eukaryota, Metazoa, Chordata, Actinopteri, Cypriniformes, Cyprinidae. The transcript is spliced from 6 exons. The record is from RefSeq and is a predicted model, not a curated record.